Molecule: messenger RNA, 3731 nt
Organism: Arachis stenosperma
Lineage: Eukaryota; Viridiplantae; Streptophyta; Magnoliopsida; Fabales; Fabaceae
Product: C2 and GRAM domain-containing protein At5g50170
Exons: 9
Coding region: 1001-3550 (849 amino acids)
Source: RefSeq, a predicted model, not a curated record
AUGACAAGACUUGCACUUAUCCCAUUUUGUCUUCUAUCUACUUCAUCUUUUGUCACACCCACCGCAACCCCAUCAAACCAAAACCUUAUUUAAGCAAAAUUUGUCUUAACAAGUAACGAGGAAACCAUCUUACAUAAGUAAAUGUAUACAAGGAGCUUCCAUUUUUUGACCCUUUUUAAAAUCAUUUUUGGCCUAAACUUGAAGUAACUCACUUUCUCAAUUCUCAAACAAAACGUGUCAUUUCCCUUCAUUGUACACGACUUCUUCUCUCUCAUGGCUUCCACCCCAAGAUUCCCUCCUUCAUUCCCACCACUUCACCGAAUCAAAAAACCAAUCUUUUUUACAAACACUGAAACCCCAUCAAACCCUUUUGUCCAAUUAAGCUUCCCUAUGCUAUUUGCUUUAUGGUUUAUAUGCCUUGCAAGUUGUAAAGUUUCAAGCUUUUGAAUUGUGAUGUAUUCAAUACAAUACAAUAUAAUAAUUAAUAUAGUAAGAUAUUAUGGGGAGGUUGUGUGUUUGUGUAUUGGAAGCAAAAGAUCUUCCAGUGAAUGAGUCUUAUGUGAAGCUCAAGCUUGGGAAGUUGAAGUCUAAGACUACAAGGAUAGUGAGGAACACUUGCAACCCAAUUUAGAAUGAGGAGUUUGCUUUGAAGGUGCAUGAUUUGGAGCAAGUGCUUCUUGUCUCUGUUGUUAGUAAUACUCAUCAUGGUGGUGGUGAUGAAUCAAGGGUCAUCAAUGGUGGUUCUGUGGAACUUGUGGUUGGUGAAGUGAGGGUUCUUGUUGGUUCUAUUGCAUCUGCUGAUAAACAAACCUUGCCCCCAACUUGGUUCAAUCUUGAAAGUCCUAAUAGUGGGAAAUUUUUCAACAAAUAUUGCGGGAAAAUUCUACUUACCAUAUCUCUUCAUAGUAAAAGCCAUUUCAACCACACACAUUCACAAAACUUGAGUGUUGUAACUGAAGACUCAAAAGACUUGGAAUCUCCACAAAUUUCAUCUAACAAAAUGGGUGAUACUAAAAGGUUGCUGAAGGUUAUUGCUAACCGUUUAGAUAGGAUCUUCAACAAGAAAGAUGGAAGUUCAUCAAAAGCUGAGGAUUCUCCUGAAACAUCCACUAUUUUAUCUGAUUCUGAAGAUUUUGUAGAAAGUUUAUCUUCUCCUUGUAGCUUUGAAGAAGCAAUUGCACUAAUGGAAUCCGGAGAUAACAAACAGGAGAUGCCAGAUAACUUGCCGGGUGGUGUCCUGGUGGAUCAGGUUUAUGUAGUAUCUCCAUAUGAUCUUAAUGCAUUUCUUUUCGCACCGAAUUCACAGUUUAGGAAAGAUUUGGCAGAACUGCAGGGGACAACAAAUAUGCAAGAAGGGCCUUGGACAUGGAAACAUGGGGACACAUCUUGUUUAAUGCGAGUUGUUUCGUAUACAAAAGCAGCUUCGAAGCUAGUUAAGGCUGUUAAUGCCACUGAAGAGCAAAGCUAUGUUAGAGUGAGUAAGGAUGAAUUUGCAGUACUUGUUAGUGUAAGCACACCUGAGGUUCCAUAUGGGAGCACAUUUCGGGUUGAAUUGCUUUACAAGAUAAUGCCGAGUGGCGAAUUAUCUUCUGGAGAGAAAUCAUCACAUCUUGUGGUAUCAUGGGGCAUGAUGUUCCUACAGAGCACAAUGAUGAAAGGAAUGAUAGAAGGGGGAACUAGACAAGGACUGAAGGAGAGUUUUGAUCAGUUCUCCGACCUACUUGCUCGAAAUUUCAAGGUGCUAGAUUUGGCAGACUUAUCAGACAAGGAACAUGUGUUGGCAACUUUGCAGACAGAGGACCCUUGGAAUUGGUGGACGGCAAUCAAAUACUUUUCGAAUUUCACGGUAGUUUCCACUUUGUUUAUGCUGUUAUAUGUUUUGCUGCAUAUUUCGCGGUGCAGUCCAAGGGAACCUCGCGGCUUGGAAUUCAAGGGACUUGAGUUGCCAGAUAGCUUUGGAGAGCUUGUUACAAGUGCAAUUUUGAUCAUUCAGUUGCAUCGUGUUUACAAUAUGGUUGUUCACUUUGUGCAGGCUAGAUUUCAGAUGGGAACUGAUCAUGGCCUAAAAGCCAAUGGGGAUGGUUGGGUUGUUACAGUGGCUUUAAUUGAGGCGGUCGAUUUAGCAUCCUUGGAGUCCACAGGGUUGUCGGACCCCUAUGUAAUUUUAACCUGCAAUGGACAAACAAGGUCAAGCUCAGUGAAGCUUCAAACAUCUGAUCCUCAAUGGAAUGAGAUAUUAGAGUUUGAUGCUAUGGAAGAACCACCAUCGGUUUUAGAUGUGGAAGUUUUCGAUUUUGAUGGUCCAUUUGACCAGGAUGUUUCGCUAGGACGUGCCGAGAUCAAUUUCCUAAAGCACACAUCGACAGAAUUGGCCGACAUGUGGAUUGUGCUUGAAGGAAAGCUCGCCAAAUCCGCACAAUCGAAGCUGCAUCUGAGGAUUUUCUUGGACAAUAAUAAAGGAGUCGAAACGAUUAAGGAAUAUUUGGAGAAAAUGGAAAAGGAAGUAGGAAGAAAGUUGAAUCUUCAAUCGCCUCAACGAAAUUCUACAUUCCAGAAGCUGUUUGGUUUGCCUCCAGAAGAAUUUCUAAUCAAAGAAUUCACAUGUUACCUGAAAAGAAAAAUGCCUUUACAGGGAAGGAUGUUUCUUUCGGCUAGGAUUCUUGGGUUUUAUGCCAAUCUUUUUGGACAUAAAACCAAAUUUUUCUUCCUUUGGGAAGACAUAGAGGACAUACAAGUUCAUCCUCCAACAUGGGCAUCAGUAGGAAGCCCUAUACUGGUCAUAAUUCUGCGGAAAGGUCGAGGAAUCGAUGCAAGGCAUGGCGCGAAGUCUAUAGACGAAGAAGGAAGGCUUAGGUUCCAUUUUCAGUCAUUUGCAUCGUUCGGUGUGGCCUCCAGAACGAUUCGAGCCUUGUGGAGAGCAAGAACACUGCCCUACCAGAAAGAACAAGUUAUGGAAGAGCAUGAAGAACAAGAAGAAGGCUUUGUAAUUCCUGAAGACUCUGAAUAUGUCAUGGACAAUGAAGGAAAAAGAUCCAAGAUAUAUUCUGCAGAAUUUCCAAUCAAGAUGAGAUCAAUGAUGGGAAUUUUUGAUGGAGGAAGCUUGGAACAUAGAAUUAUGCAGAGAGCAGGUUGUAUGAACUAUGAAACUACUUCGUGGGAGCCGAUAAAGCCGGAUGUCUUUGAAAGGCGCGUUUCGUACAGAUUCAAUCGUCAAAUGUCAGUUUUUGGCGGCGAUGUCACAUGCACACAACAGAAGUUUCCAAAUGCAGACACUGGAGGUUGGAUUGUGAAUGAGGUUAUGACUCUUCAUGGUGUCCCAUUUGCUGAUCACUUCCAUAUAAAUUUUAGGUACGAAAUUGAGAAAUGUGGUAUUGAUGAAAGUGGUUGCAAGUGUGAUAUAUACAUUGGAAUUGUGUGGCUCAAGAGCUCUGAUUUUCAGCAAAGGAUAGAUAGGAACAUAUCAACCAAGUUUACCAUUAGAGUGAAGGAAAUAUUUGAACAGGUUCAGAAAGAGAUCUUGUUAAUGUCUCAGAAUUUUAAUGGACAUUAGCACUUCCUAAUUAAAUAUAAGAUAUAACACUGAAAAAAUUAUAAUAAUAAUAAUAAUAAAGGCUAACGAGUUUAAUAUAUAGAAUUUAAUUUUGAUGCACUGUAAAAUAUUUGACACUGUUGUACAAUCACAUCUGUUUACUUUUGUUGAUGUGAUAUUAUGUAAUUUGAUGUACGUAUAA